AUGGUGGAGGAAGCAGUUGGAAUCGAGUUGGGUCCGUCGCGAACUGCAGCGAAGAAUGGAGCUCAUCAAGAGCAGUCGUUCGACAUAUGCAGAGAAAUUCGCCACAUAGGUAAUGAAGCGAAGGCGGCUUGUGAUGAUUGGUUCUGCGGAUUCACUAAUGACCAUAAAUUACGACUUCAUAAACUUUUCGAUGGGAACUGUGCGCAGUAUAGAGUGCCGAUCAAUUUUUGCUGCGCUCGUCAUAAGGAUUGCUACAGACUGCAACUUGGAAAGCGGCACUGUGAUAGCAGGUUGUGUCUAUGUGUCGAGAAAUACUCCGAAAAUAAGGACGGCUGCGGACCACCAAUAGUCAGAAGCUGUAAGGAUGCGCGUAUGUAUGGAGAAAAGGCAUAUGAUGCAUUUUCUGCUGCAGGGACGAACGAAACAAGUACAUCCGAAGUAGAACUAAAACAAACUCAUUCUGAAUUGUUUGAUAUUAUUUUUGAUGGAUGUAGUGAGACUUUGUUUUCUGCAAAGGCUUGUAUCGUCAAUUUUAAUGAAUGUAUGAAAAAUAUGAAAGCAAGUGUUUGUAAUAAAUAUGUAACAGAAUGUAUCUCUUGUGGGGCUCGAAAUUCUUCGAAGUGUAUGGAUGCUGUGGAUGAAUUAAGAGAAAUUUUAGGUAGAAAAAGAACAAAAGACUGGAGCGAACACCAAAAAGCAAUGAUGUGGCUGACUCUUGUCGAAAUAAUUAUUUCUAUCAUCUCAGUAGGUUUAGCAAUAAUAAUUCCGAUUAAAAGAAGAACACCGAAAAAGGUUACAAGAAAGUCUGCCGAAAAAAUAAAAGGAUCAUUAGAAGAAAUUAAGCAGUCGACUGAAGAUUAUUAUGAAAAGAAUUAUGAGAAAAAACAUUCUGCUGAAGUCGUGGAAAAAUCGCCGGACCAUCCAGUUUUUCCCUACGACGCUCCGCCCAUGCCAAUGGAACCUUGGCUGCCACCUACGCCGACCCCGGAUCCUUGGCAACCAGGAUCGGACGACGAUUAUUUUUCGGUUACUGGAUCAAAAGAACAGGAUCACAGGCCAGAUGUGAACUAUAAGCCAUAUCAAUCGGAACCAGCGUACAUGGGUGGAAGUGCUGAGGGUUUUGAUCGAAGAGGAUCAGCAGAAUCCCAUGAGAGAAGAGAUUCACGUGAAACGGUAGCGAAACCGAAGAUUCCUAAGUCUGUGCCCAAGAAGUUCGCACAUACAAAGGAUAAACAUGGUUUGUUCAAUAGAAAGAAGGGUAAACAAAAACAAGCGCCUAAAAGAAGGCGACGAAAGAUUCCCAGAUAA
This is a messenger RNA of Necator americanus (New World hookworm), 1308 nucleotides long. RefSeq lists its product as uncharacterized. The record is from RefSeq and is a predicted model, not a curated record. Lineage: Eukaryota; Metazoa; Nematoda; Chromadorea; Rhabditida; Ancylostomatidae. Bases 1 to 1308 code for a protein of 435 amino acids. The transcript has 11 exons.